Anopheles nili is the source of this 937-nucleotide messenger RNA. RefSeq names its product isopentenyl-diphosphate Delta-isomerase 1 (gene Idi). Gene Ontology annotation, biological process: isoprenoid biosynthetic process; isopentenyl diphosphate biosynthetic process. The transcript has 3 exons. Gene Ontology annotation, molecular function: isopentenyl-diphosphate delta-isomerase activity. Gene Ontology annotation, cellular component: cytoplasm. The coding region runs from base 55 to 783 and encodes 242 amino acids. The record is from RefSeq and is a predicted model, not a curated record. NCBI's taxonomy places the organism in Eukaryota, Metazoa, Arthropoda, Insecta, Diptera, Culicidae.
UGAAAAGAUACCAUUACCAGCAGUGAAGUGCUUCCCGUUGAUCCAGGAAAAAAAAUGUUUUCUCAAAUAUUCCGAUCGGCUAUAAAAUUAGCUCCUAACGCCCGGGCAAAUUCAAAUAUUGCAACAGCUAGCUCCGCCAAGCUGCAAGAACUGGCACUGGAAGAAAAAUGUAUCCUGGUUGAUGAACACGAUCGAGCUUUAGGAAGUGCUUCGAAGCGAGACUGCCAUCGCGUGGAUCCCGAGGGCAACAUUCCAUUGCACCGAGCGUUUAGUGUGUUUCUCUUCAACAAUGCCGGUGAUAUGCUGCUGCAGCGUAGAUCCAUCCACAAGAUUACUUUUCCCGAUUGUUACACCAACGCAUGCUGCAGUCAUCCGCUGUAUGAGUUUGAAGGUGAACGGGAAGAGCUAAAUGCCCUUGGCAUUCGGCGUGCUGCCCAGCGUAGAUUGAACUUCGAACUCGGCAUCCCAAUGGCACAGGUGCGACCGGAAAAUUUUCAUUACCUCACCCGCAUUCACUAUGCAGAUCGUGGUGAUGGAACCUGGGGUGAACACGAAAUCGACUACAUUCUGUUCCUGCAGAAAGACGUCGAUCUCAAGCCAAACGAUUCCGAAGUCAGCGAGGUUCGAUACAUUUCCCGGAAGGAACUAACUGAGACGAUCAGUACUCUUGAUGCACCUUUGACGCCCUGGUUCCGACUAAUUCUACAACACCGGCUGCGAGUUUGGUGGGAUAAUUUACAUCGAAUCCAAAAAUAUGAAAACAAAAAAAUCGAACGAUUCUAGAUGGCACAACGAUACCAAAUGGAGCAUUAUCAUGCUAACCGACCGUCAUACGGUUUUCAAAAGUUAACCCUAUAAAAAAUAUAGUAAAUGUUGUUCGGUUUAAGGGAUAUUUAUGGUGAACAGGAACUUUAUACAGAAAGUUUGUAACGUAAUA